This is a messenger RNA of Schistosoma bovis, 2112 nucleotides long. NCBI's taxonomy places the organism in Eukaryota, Metazoa, Platyhelminthes, Trematoda, Strigeidida, Schistosomatidae. The record is from the annotation of a GenBank genome assembly.
AGGUAGUCCAGGCGACUUUUCAGGAGUUCUUCAAGUGAAAACUUGUAUAUUCUUGAAGAUUAAAGACAGUAUCUUGCCAUAAUUUAUCGAUGUUUUCUUGCCUUUAUCGCUAAAUGUACCUAAGUUCUUACAUAGUGGCAUUGGUGAUCCACUGUUACUAGAUACGGAAGCCAGUUUAAAGAAAGCUUUUUCUAUUCCGUCCAGAACCAUUUGGACCAGGUGAACAUUGGAAGCGGCUUUUUCAACUUCGCUGAGAUCUUACUGUGAGUUCGUUGGUCCUUUUAUUUUCUCUUUCUAACAUGUCAGAAUAUGGCAAAAAAGUCUUACGACGCACUGUUUAAAAUUCUACUCAUUGGAGAUUCUGGUGUCGGCAAAACUUGCCUACUCGUUCGUUAUGUAGAAGAGUCCUUUGUACCAACCUUCAUUUCAACAAUAGGAAUCGAUUUUAAGAUCAAAACAAUUGAGUUAGAAGGAAAGAAAAUAAAGCUUCAGGUAAGCCGAAUCUUAGGGAUACCGAUUGAAUGAAGAUAUGGGAUACUGCAGGCCAGGAACGCUUUCAUACGAUUACUUCCUCUUACUAUCGUGGUGCUAUGGGUAUAAUGUUGAUAUACGAUAUUACCAGUCGCCAAACGUUUGAUAACAUCCAGACCUGGAUGAAUAGAACCUUUUCUUUAGCAUCAAAUGAGGUUGAGAAGUUGCUGAUUGCUAAUAAGUGUGACAUGGCGCAUAACCGAGUCGUAUCUUAUGAAGAGGGUUGGAGAAAAGCAGAGGAAUAUGGGAUUGGUUUUCUGGAAACAAGUGCAAAGUCAUCAACAAAUGUACACAAGGCCUUCGAGGAUUUAACUCGCGCCAUCCUCCAUAACAGCUCUAUACGUAGACAUGAGUCAUCUACGGUGACUCAGGUCCACCGGUUAGUCGAACCUCCAAAUUCCAUUUCUGGAACAUGCUGUAGUACAGGAUAGUCCUUCCAGUGAUUAUUUUUCUCACCGUUUUCCUUUCAAUAUUAACUUAUAGUAAUGCUUAUAAAUACAAUGUUACGAUUCAUCAUAAGAUCCAUAUUUUCGGCCGCCAAAAGACAUUCAGAGUUUUAGUUUCUGUCGUAAUCUUGGUUUAAUCUUUAUGUAGAGGUGCUUCUGUCAUACUCCAGAUCUACGAUUUUGCGUUCGGUUGUGAUGAUACACUUGCGCUAGCGUUGAAAUUUCUUGUUAUACAACACUAAAUGUUUUUUCACUCCAUAUGAAACCUACAAAGCCAAUUAGUCACCAUUUACUUUUUAAAUGUAAAUAUAUUUGGAUUCUUAUAUUUAACUUUUUGUCUGCAUAAAACCACUUAUCUAUGUCUCUCGGCUUCGAGUAUAUGUUUAGUUAUUUUGUUUCAUUUUGUGUUUAUUGGAAUUGUACUAAGAUUGCUUUUAUUUACUGACUUUCCCGUCCAUCAUUCCCUACCUUCACAAUCCACGUGGUGUAUAUGUUGAUUUUUGGGGGUUGUAAAAGUAAUAUUAAAAGAAUAAUUAAAGCCAAGUACUUAUAUAAUCUCACGGUUUAUCGUUUCUUAUACCUAGUUUAGCAUGUCGGUUAUAUAGGGUUACUGAUGUGUACAUAAUACUACAAAGUUUAUGAACUUUAGAACCAUAUCUAGUGCGAAUACAUAUACUGGUCUUAAUUUUCACAUCACAUCGUUACAUCAGUACAAAACUGAAAAGGAAAAAAUAUGGAAUUAAAAGUACUUGCGAUCCACACUUACCACUUUCUUCUAGUUACGUUUGAUGGUGUUGACGAAACCCUAAAAACAUUUUGUAUGAAGUUUACUGGCGAAAUGCUUGCAGUAUGACGAUAAGGCGUCUUUUGUCUCUGCCUCGAUAACUACCUAUUUUAUACCAUAAAAUUUGAAUGCGUGGAUUUGAGUUCCAAUCUACCUCAGUGUUAAGAUUGCAUGCACAACUUUUUACUGAUUGAUGCAGUUCAUAAUCAGGGAUAAAACGCCAUAAACUCGGUCGCUUAGUGGAUGUGAUAAGUAAGUCUGUCUAAAGUUAGUUUUAGUUUCGUUUGCUAUAUUCGUACAUAACUCAUUGGAGUCAAUUUUUUAUAUAUUGAAACCGGUGGUUGACUGUGU